AUGGGUCCUCUUAUACAACGAUUUGGUGAUCUAGGCCCAAGAGAACUGCAAAUACACGAGCUAGCUUCAGUUGCGCAGGCGUGUAACAUAAAUGGAUGGCUCCUUAGAGGAGCUCGAUCUCCGGCUGCAGAAGAGCUUCACACACAUCUCACCACCAUUCCUCUCCCCUCACUAAGCUCCAUUGAAGACUCUUAUGUGUGGGAGAUAGAUGGAACUGAGAUACAGAACUUCUCCACUAGAAAAACUUGGAGUAUGGUGAGAAACAGAGCCUUGGAGCAGACCUGGACUAUGAACAUUUGGUUCAAAGGUCACAUCCCUAGACACGCUUUCACAACUUGGGUAGCGUUUCAGGAUCGUUUACCUACAAGAUCGAGACUGGUUGAUUGGGGCAUGAACAUCCCCUCAUCUUGCUGUCUAUGUAGCUUGCUGGAUGAAAGUAGGGACCAUUUGUUCCUGCAGUGCGAGGUGAGUGAAGCAAUUUGGGCAUCUGUCCUGUUUCGUCUUGGAUAUUCCCAUUGGGGGUUCCACACUUGGACUGCCUUCUCGGAAUGGAUGAGUUUGCAAGACACGGUGGUGAGCUUAACGCUCAAGCGCAUGGUUGCUCAGGUCACCAUAUCAACGAUUUGGAUGGAGAGAAACAAGCGGCUGCAUGAUGGAGUGUCUCAGUCGCCUGAGGUUAUCUUCAAGAGGAUUGACCGCAUCAUCCGGGAUGCAAUUCUAGGAAGAAGGAAGACUGAUCUAUUCCAACCCCUGAUGCAGGAAUGGUUCAGAUUUGAGUAG
This is a messenger RNA of Brassica oleracea var. oleracea, 780 nucleotides long. RefSeq lists its product as uncharacterized. The transcript has a single exon. The record is from RefSeq and is a predicted model, not a curated record. Lineage: Eukaryota; Viridiplantae; Streptophyta; Magnoliopsida; Brassicales; Brassicaceae. The coding region runs from base 1 to 780 and encodes 259 amino acids.